Messenger RNA from Xyrichtys novacula (pearly razorfish), 19792 nucleotides. NCBI's taxonomy places the organism in Eukaryota, Metazoa, Chordata, Actinopteri, Labriformes, Labridae. The record is from the annotation of a GenBank genome assembly.
AAACUUACCGGUCCAGGCUGCGGGCCGACUUCCACACUGCUGGCAGCGCGUGUGGAACACUUUGUACGCACCGUCCCGUCCGAUAACCUUGAAAUCAUCCAAUUAAACUCAUUUUUUUGAUGUCAUUUUCUCAUCCUUCACUCCGGAUUCGUCCAGACUUUGACAGAAGUGUUUACACCGGGGAAAUUUGGUGCUCAGUGGCUGUUUUUGUCCUUUCUCAUCUGCAUCCUCUGCCUCCUCGCGCGGCGUGUGUUUCACGUGGAGACCGGGGUUUCAUUACUUCUCUGAAUCAUCCAUCAGUUUUCCUGUUAGCAUUAGCUGUUUGAGCAAACAUGUCAAAGAUGGCAACGUUGAUUCUGGAGGACGGGACGACGUUUAAGGGCCUUCUUUUUGGAGCAAAUGUGUCAGUUUCGGGGGAAGUUGGUAAGCUUUUCAAGUACAAGCUGAUUCUUUAUAACUUUAUUAAUGAGCUAGCCAGAACACAAUCAACCUGCAGAGGAAGACAACUCUAGAUAAACUAUUUGCUUUUAAACAUUUUGUUGUUUAGGACUGAUAGGCCCAAUUUGCUUAAAUUGUUACAGAUCAGAGUCUUUACUGAAGAGCGCCAUAUCCCUCUGUACAUCCCCUCUCUUCUUUGGGAGAUCUUGCCAAACUCCACCUACAAAUCAGUCAAUUAAAAGCAUGUUUAGCAGUUCUUGUCAUCAGGCAUGCUCGCCUGUUUAUGAAGCAUUUCUCGCCCCUUGAUGCUUUUAGAUAAAUCCCUGAUUAGUUUUUACUAUCAGCAUCUUUAUAGCUCCAUUUGCUGCCUCUCCACUUCCAGGCAUGUCCUGGUAGAUGGAAUCUGUAGGUACUCGUGACCUACUUUUUCAAAGUUCAGAUAUGCAGUUUAAAGUGCAGCCCAGUACGAAGAAUGAAGGCCGAAUCAAUGUUUUGCCAAUGCAAAAGUCAUGUAAGUCCAUACUUGUCCUUAAGUGACUGGCAACUUGGCUGGCGGGGUACGGCAACAUGAAAGUGAUGAAAUCUUGGCUGUAGUUUGGCGGGACAAAUAACAGAAUGGAGUGUAGCUUUGCUUGUUGUUUUAAAGAGUCACUCACAUCCUUAUGAUAUGAUCCAAGGGCUAUUAUAUUACAGACUUAAAAGCUGAUUGACUUUAAUAGAUUAUGAUGUGUUUUUUUUAUGAUUAUAUAUAUAUAUUGUAUAGAAUACAUAUUUUUUUGUAUAAUUUGGCUGCAUUUUUGUAAGAUCAGAAAAACCAUUAUACCCAAUUAUUAAAGCAUUCCCAAUGAUCAACCUGGAAAAAAAGGAUUUGAACACGGACCAGUCCAGCUGCUUAAAAGUAUGUUCAAUUGUACACUAAGUACCCAGUUGGGGCUCUUUUAACCCCGCAUAGAGGUGAUAAGUCUGUACCACAUCCAAGCUGUCAAUGAUAUCCAGGCUGCGUUGAGUGGAGUGCUUCCUUGGCCGAGUGUCUUUCUGUAGGGUUCAGGUCAGGUGACAGAGCUAGACAAGUCAAGCUCUGUUUGUCCUGCUGGAAAGGGAAUGAACUUUUUCAUACAGCUCGUCAGUGCUAUAAAAUCUCCUAGAAUCAUUGGUUGUGAUUUUUCCUCGCUUUUUGCCAAAUAUAUCAAAACUAAUAGCCUCAUUUAAUACUUGAAACACCCCAUUGUGCAUGUAGUGAGUCUUGGAUAUGCUAAAUUUUCACUUUCUGAAUCAGCUGAUAAAAAAUAACCAACUUUAUUUUUAAACAACAUCCAGUAUUUGAGCUGCAUCUGUGUAUGCAUGUCUUAGGAAAAAAGGAAACUUACCAAAUAAUUUUCAAAGUUGUGUCGAGAAAAUAAUUUUGGAUUUCGCACUGUCUCAAUUUUCAUGUCAUAAUUUAUAGUGACAAUUUUGUUGAUUAAUUUUGCUCAUGCGUUGAUGAAUACUUUGUGCGUGCCCAGUGUUUCAGACAGGCAUGGUUGGCUACCCCGAGGCUCUGACCGAUCCAUCCUACCGCUGCCAGCUGCUGACGCUCACCUACCCUCUGGUGGGAAACUAUGGUGUCCCGAAGGACGAAGAGGGAGAGUUUGGACUGAGCAAGGUGGGUCUUUUUAAAAUAUUUACGACAACGAUAAGUAACUACAUAGACUGCAUGUGGGUGUGUUCUCAUGUAGUUUUGCUUUCUCACUCAGUGGUUUGAGUCAUCAAAGAUUCAUGCAGCUGCUCUGAUCAUUGGAGAGCUGUCGGAGAAUCCCAGUCACUGGAGUUCAGCCAAGUCCUUGGAUCAGUGGCUCAAAGAGCAGGGAGUUCCUGGAUUACAAGGUCAGCAAGUCUUGACACUAAUGCUGAAGUGUGAAAGAAACUCAAGUAUUUUGAAUGUAUAAUUCAUUCCAGUUGAAUAAAAAAAGCGUUAAUGAAAGAUUUUGAAGAAACAUAAAGAUGCAGAAGGCUCCUUAAUGAAGUCUGUUGUUGUUUUCCAGGCAUUGACACUCGCCGUCUGACCAAAAAGAUCCGAGAGAAGGGCACCAUGUUGGGGAAGCUGGUUGUGGAUGGCACCCCUGAGGACAGCAUCCCCUUUGAUAACCCAGACAAGAGGAACCUGGUCCAGGAGGUCUCUAUGAAGGUAAUCCCCCCUUAGAUCUAUUCCCACUGAAUAGCCAGAACAGUUGACAAGAUUUCAGUGAUACCAGUGCCUGUGGAUUGUCUAAGUUUUUACCUCCACUGCUCUGCUGGGAUGAGGGACUCUGACAGCUGAUUGCAGAUGUCGUCAACGGACCAAAACAAAGAUGGCAGCCUCUACCUUUCCAUAAAGCUAACACAUAAAUCCUCACAGAUUACAUAAGUUUUAGAGGGCUGGCUCCCAGACAGUCUCUGAAAAAACUCCUUUCUGCUCUUUGGGGUCGAGAAAGUCCUUUACAGAAAUCCUGGUAAUUUCUUCUUUUGCCUCCAGGAACCGCAAGUUUUCAACCCCAGCGGCAGUUUGCGGAUCACAGUGGUGGACUGUGGCAUCAAAUACAACCAGAUCCGCUGCCUGGCUCAGAGAGGGGCCUGUGUUACUGUCGUACCCUGGGACCAUCUGCUGGACAGCAAAGGUCUAUAUCACACACUGACACUCCUCUUCAUUUUUCACUUACAAGAUACCAAACCUUAGGUACAUAACUUUUUUAGGGGGCUUUUUGCCUUUAUGAAGAGAAAAUAGGACAGAGUAGGAAACAGAGAGUCGGGAUUGACCCACAACAGAGGAAACAUGCUGAUCAUAUUUCAUCUAAGCUAUGUUUAACUUUGUUGUCUUUCUGGCCUCUUGUAGAUUUUGACGGUUUGUUCAUCAGUAACGGACCUGGAGAUCCUCAGUUCUGUCAGACCACCAUCAACAACGUGAGGAGGGUGGUCUGCGUGGAGAGUCCCAAGCCGGUUUUCGGGAUUUGCCUCGGACAUCAGCUUCUGUCUUUAGUCAUCGGAUCCAAGACCUACAAGAUGAAGUGAGCACGCGUACACUGUGCUGUGAUCAUUCCAGUCUAAGCUGGGAAACAGAUUUAUCGUGAUUUAUUAGAAGAACAUUUCCUGUGAUGGAAGUUAGGAUGAUAUAUUGAUCAGUUAAUUGGCUAUAAACAUAUAAUUUAACACGUGACCAGCAGGACAAGACAAAAAUGUGCCCUCAGUGACCUGCAGCCAGGGAAUCUCCUCAACCCUUUACACUCUCUGGAAACACAGACCUUGGAGCUCACACGCUGUCUAUGGCAGGGCUGUGGUGUGAACUGCAGGUUUUUGCUGUUCUCAGCAGUCUGGCCUCUCCUGUAUGAGCGCUGUGACACCGGCCGCGCUGCUCUUGUUAUGAAAAAGAUUAAACAAACAAGAGACGAGGCGGUCGGAUUCUCUCCGCGUUGAAUUUAGAAAGGUCAGGGAGGUUUUCUUUCCCCUGAGACUCCACUGAUGGGAGUUUUAUCAAGGUCACUGUGGGCUGUGAAUGCUUCCUCUGCAAGAAUACAGCUGGUAACUGGACUGACAAAUCCAGAGCGCAGUUUAAUGGCCUUCGUUUUUAACUGUUUUCCUGUAGCAGAAGAAAGUAAAGUUUAUCAAAAUGAUGCAAAACUGUUCCUCUCAAGCUGGUUUUGAAGGUCUAAUCUGUCGGACAACCUCAAAAAUCUUUGAGUCGGACUCUUUGAAUCUGUUCAGGUUAGAGAAUAAGAAGUUAAUUUUUUAUCUGAGCUGCAGUAAACAGUCUAACUCCUCCUUUCAGAUAUGGUAACCGCGGCCACAACCAGCCGUGCGUCCACAACGGCACAGAUCGCUGCUUCAUCACCAGUCAGAACCACGGGUUUGCUGUCGACCCCGACACUCUGCCCACAGACUGGGACGUCCUCUUCACCAACGCCAACGAUCACACUAAUGAGGGCAUCGUGCACAACACCAAACCUCUGUUCAGGUAAAGAGUGACCUGCUCUAUGAAGGAGAAAAACCAGAAUCCAGAGCAUCCUCCUUACAGGAGCAUGAUGCUUCUUUUUUCAGUGUCCAGUUCCACCCUGAGCACAUGGCCGGGCCCACUGAUCUGGUCAGCCUGUUUGACGUCUUCCUCGACACUGUGAGAGAGCACAAGGAGGGCAAAGCCUCCAAAACUGGUGAGAAAGGAAACUAUUUCAGUGUUUCAGAAGUACGCAUGAUCAUAAAUCUAUAAACACAGGAAACAAAAAAAGAGUUCAUGUGAUCGUUUUAGUCAAACAGCGUCUGAUGGAGCACCUCACAUUCCCGGACUCCCCAAAGCCUGAAGAGAUGGUCAGACCCAGGAAGGUGCUCAUCCUGGGCUCUGGAGGACUGUCCAUCGGGCAGGCGGGUGAAUUCGACUACUCUGGAUCUCAGGUGUGUCUGCAGUAGUUGAUAAAGUUGAGAUGCUUUUGGAUUAGAUUAGAUUAGAUCAGAUUAGAUACAGAUUUAUUGAUCCUUUUGGGAAGGCUAUGUCAAGGAAAUCAAAGUUUUGAUGUCAUACAUAGAAAUAUGUUGUAAAGUUUUGUCAAAGUUCACUUAUAUCUUGCAUAUAAAAAAAAACUUAUAUUGACCAAAAUGCUUCAUGAGGCAAAAGUAAAACAAAAAAAAACAACAAUGAAUAAAUCAACAUAUUUUCAGAUGUUUAAAUUUGUCAUGUUUACGUCUUAUAUUCUUCUCUUCUGUCUUCAGGCUAUCAAGGCUCUAAAGGAAGAGAACAUCCAGACUGUGCUGAUCAAUCCAAACAUCGCGACAGUCCAGACCUCCAAAGGUCUGGCUGACAAAGUCUACUUCCUGCCAAUCACAGCGGAGUACGUCACUCAGGUACUGAUGAGCUUGUUUGGCUGAGGUAGCCGAGCAGGUAUGAAACAUGCAUGGAAAUAUGGGGGUUUAGAUAUCUGUGACAGGCUCUUGCAGAGCUCAGAGAUGUUUUCUGCUGUUGUUUCUCCAUGUUUUAUGGUUUCUUUAUGUCCGUCUGCUUUUCUUCUCUCUCAGGUGAUUAAGAAUGAGCGUCCGGACGGUGUGCUGUUAACGUUUGGUGGUCAGACUGCUCUGAACUGUGGCGUGGAGCUGACCAAACUGGGCGUCCUGGAAAAGUACAAAGUUAAAGUUCUAGGGACACCGGUGGCCUCGAUCGAGAUGACCGAGGACAGGAAGAUCUUUGUGGAGAAAAUGGAGGAGAUCAACGAGCAUGUCGCUCCGAGUGAAGCGGCGCUGUCUGUAGAGCAGGUGAGAAGGUGUGCACGCGUUAAUGUAAGUCUACCACAUUCUUCUCUGUAAACACUGUGUUAUCUUCUGACCUCAACAGGCUGCAGCGGCUGCAGAACGUCUCGGCUAUCCUGUUCUGGUCCGGUCUGCGUUCGCUCUCGGUGGUCUCGGCUCAGGCUUCGCCAACAACAGAGAGGAGCUGACGUCUCUGGUGACCUCAGCGUUCGCCCACACCUCCCAAGUGCUGGUGGACAAAUCUCUGAAAGGCUGGAAGGAGAUCGAGUACGAGGUGGUCCGGGACGCCUACGACAACUGUGUCACUGUGAGUGAAAAUAGACGAACGAUGAGGUUUUGAUGACACGUUUUUACUGUCAGUGUUCGAAAGGAAGGUCAUGAAAAGUUAGAACAGCACUCAUGAGAGUCCCUCUAUUUCUCUUUAGGUGUGUAACAUGGAGAAUAUUGACCCUCUGGGCAUCCAUACGGGAGAGUCUAUUGUGGUGGCGCCCAGCCAAACGCUUAACGACUAUGAGUACAACAUGCUGAGAAACACCGCCAUCAAAGUCAUCAGACACCUCGGCAUUGUGGGAGAGUGCAACAUCCAGUACGCUCUGAACCCAGAGUCUGAACAGGUAGACAUGCUGAAAAAGAAGCGCUUGAUUUGUGGUAACACACAGACUUUCUAAUAACUUGUUUGUGUAAUGAUGCUUCUGCAGUACUACAUCAUCGAGGUGAACGCUCGUCUGUCCAGGAGUUCAGCUCUGGCCAGUAAGGCCACAGGUUACCCGCUUGCAUAUGUAGCAGCUAAACUGGGCCUGGGGAUCCCGCUGCCACAACUCAAGUACGUCUUUGUCGAAAUGAACCUGAAUAAGGAGAAGAAAGAGCCCCCUCUCGACACUUGACCUCUUUCCAUCUUCAUAUUUUUUGAUCCUGUUGUAGAAAAUAAUCUCACUUUGUAUUCUCUGCAGGAACUCUGUUACCAACUCGACCACAGCGAACUUUGAGCCCAGUCUGGACUACUGUGUGGUGAAGGUUCCUCGCUGGGAUCUCAGCAAGUUCCUCAGAGUGUCCACUAAGAUCGGCAGCUCCAUGAAGAGUGUCGGUAAGAGGCAGGGAUCAGGAGGAGGUUGUUGAAGGAAAUUUGAUAUUAUAUUCCACUUGUUCCAGUUACCUCGGAAGUUGGAUAUCGGAGCUGGGAAUGACGUUAUACAUGAGUUGACGGCGUUCCAGUCAACAUGUCGGAAAACCAAGAUGGGUGCCUACUGUUAGCCGUUGUUAGCUGUUGUUUACAAUUGUCAGCUGUCGUUGAACGCUGUCAUUUGUUGUUGGCAGUUAUCAGCUGUUGUUAGAUGUUGUUAGCUAUACCAGUUGUAAACAACAUAACACAGUAUUUUACUCUACAAACACCACAGCUCCGUGUUGUUGGGCAGUACAACAUAUCACUUAUUUAAUUUCACAAAAAUGAAACAGAAGUGCUAAUAAAUAUUACAUUACAAGAGCUUUCACUGUUACUCUUUACCGUUGUUGCACUGUGCUGCCAUCUUGGAUUAUGAUGUUGUCGUCAAGUAGUGGUUGUUGAGGAUCAUCCAACUUUCCCAGCCAGAAAUCCAACUUCAGGGGGGCGUUCCAGAUGAAUUUCUGACUCUGAGCUCGGAAUUUCCGACUUCUGAGUACAACUGGAACGAAGCAUAAAUUUUGGUGUGUUGUCUGUAAGCAGAUGCUCAAUGGCGUUUCUCUUCCAGGUGAGGUGAUGGCGAUCGGCCGUAGCUUUGAGGAGGCCUUCCAGAAAGCUCUGAGGAUGGUAGAUGAGAACUGUGUUGGUUUCGAUCACACCAUCAAGCCUGUAUCUGAAAAGGUAAGCUAAAAAAAAUAGGUUGUAUUUUUGUAUCCUCUCUAUUUUUCUGCAGCUAACUCCAAUUUGCUUUCUGCUCUCGCCCGCCAGGAGCUGCAGACUCCCACUGACAAGCGGAUCUUCGUUCUGGCGGCGGCGUUCAAAGCCGGCUACACGGUGGAUCAGCUGUACGAGCUCACGAAGAUCGACCGCUGGUUCCUGCACAAGAUGAAGAACAUCGCCGACCACGAGCGGCUCAUGGAGAAGUACAACCAGGUGAGACAGAGAGAGGAGACAGUGAGGGACAAAUAAGCAGCUGUCUUUUCUCAGUUCAUUUAUUGAUCUUCUCUCCACCAGGAUGAGAGCGCCAUGCCUCCAGAGGUGCUGAGAAAGGCGAAGCAGCUUGGCUUCUCGGAUAAACAGAUCGCACUCGCCGUUCAGAGGUGAGAGAGAAAGACGAUCUGAACCAAAGGACAAAGUUGUUGCAGCACCUCCAUGCAGGUGUAUGGAGGGAUAAUGUCAUGUGUCUUCUAUGUGAUCUGCUGUCACAUAAACCUCAGAAUAAGAUCUGCAUUUCCGUUCAUCAUCUGUUUAUUUGUCUUUAAAUAAAGAGUGAUUUUUGACUGUUUUUGUUUUCCCAAUUUCUCACAGCACCGAGCUUGUGGUAAGAAAGCUGCGCCACGAUUGGUCCAUCCUCCCCGUGGUCAAACAGAUCGACACAGUGGCAGCUGAGUGGCCAGCCUUUACAAACUACCUGUACAUGACCUACCAUGGCACAGAGGAUGACCUGGACUUCAACGAGCAGCACGUCAUGGUCAUUGGCUCAGGCGUGUACCGCAUCGGCAGCAGCGUGGAGUUUGAUUGGUGCGCCGUCGGCUGCAUCACAGAGCUCAGGAAGGUGCGUGGAUGAUUAGUAUAAAUAAAAGGAUUUCUCAGAGUCUGUGAACUAAAUAGUAAAAUGGAAGUAACCCACAGCUGUCUGGUCAGUUUUUAAAACCCCAGCAGUAGAUGGUUACUUGAUCAAUGUGUCUUAUAGGGGUUGGAAUCACUAGUGGCCCCACAAUACAAUGUUAUCAGGAUACUUGGGCUGCAAUACGAUAUUAUCACGAAACGAUAUUAUCAUGAUACGAUAUUAUCACGAUGCGAUAUUAUCGCGAUAUGAUAUUAUCACGGAGCGAUAUUAUCACGAUACGGUAUUAUCAAAAUACGAUAUUAUCACGAUACGAUAUUAUCACGAUACGGUAUUGUCAAAAUACGAUAUUAUCACGAUACGAUAUUAUCACGAUACGGUAUUAUCACGAUACGGUAUUAUCAAAAUACGAUAUUAUCACGAUACCAUAUUAUCACGGAGCAAUAUUAUCACGAUACGAUAUUAUCACAGAGCGAUAUUAUCACGAUACAAUAUUAUCAGGAUAUGAUAUCACAAUAUGAUAUUAACACGAAACGAUAUUAUCACGAUAUAUUAACACCAUACUUGGGCCACAAUUCGAUAUUGUUGCGAUUUUUAACAUUUUGCAAUACAGUGAGUAUUGCAAUACAAUAUAUUGCGAUUUAUACAAUUUUUUUCAACUGUUUAGCUUAUUUAGCAUAUGGCUUUCCUUUAUGUUUGUCUUAUUUACACAGUAUUUUAUUUUCAUGUAGCACAUCUUACUAACCUUAUAUAUAUUUGUUGUACUAACUUUCUCCUGCUCUAUGAUGUCACCUCUGCCAACCUCACUGGACAAACAGUUGAUUUUAUUUUUCCAUUAUCAGAGAUUUGACUUCAUAUUAGCAAUUAAUUUGAAAAAUUGAUACUUGGUAAAUGAGACGAUACGAUAUAUCACCAGACAAAAUAUCGUGAUACUACGCAGUAUCGAUUUUUUUCUCCCACCCCUAGUGUCUUAUGUAAAAAGUUAACCAAAUAAUAAUUUAAAAAAAAAUGUAUUCACAUUAAUUCCAGAUGGGUUACAAGACCAUCAUGGUGAACUACAACCCGGAGACGGUCAGUACGGACUACGACAUGUGUGACCGCCUCUACUUUGAUGAGAUCUCCUUUGAGGUAAGAGUUUAACUUCAUUUCUCACAAAGAAAACUCAUCUUUAACCUCUGCAGCUGAUUUUCCUCAGCUUCUCUAACCUUUUUCAGGAUAUUUUAAAGAUACACUCUCUUAGGCUUGUCAGCAAAUGAAAUUAAAAGUACUUUUUGAAAGGGUUUAAUGAUUUUGAUUCUUUUAAAAUGUGUUUUGUUUAGUGUUAGGGGCGUACAAUAUUAUCAGAAUCGUCCCCGUACACAGAGCCUUCCCCGUCUCUGCUGUUUGCACAUAUUUCAAGUCUGGAGUCAUUGAUUAUUUCACUGAUCAGACUUCUGAGGUUGUAAAGUGCCCUGUCUGCGUCGCAGGUGGUGAUGGAUAUCUAUGAGAGGGAGAACCCGGAUGGCGUCAUCCUCUCGAUGGGAGGUCAGCUGCCCAACAACAUCGCCAUGUCGCUUCACCGUCAGCAGUGCCGCAUCCUGGGAACCUCCCCCGAGUUCAUCGACUCCGCAGAGAACAGGUUCAAGUUCUCCCGAAUGCUGGACACCAUCGGGAUCAGCCAGCCGCAGUGGAAGGAGCUCUCUGACACCGAGGUGCGACAGGCGGGACUCAGACCCGAUUAUUUUCAAUUCUGAUGCUGAAAACAUCCAAAGAUUUGAGCGUUUCUGUCUGUUUCCUCCCCCUCCAGUCUGCUGUGAAGUUUUGUGAGACGGUGGGUUACCCCUGCCUGGUUCGACCCUCUUACGUCCUCAGCGGAGCGGCCAUGAACGUCGCCUACGGUGACAGCGACCUGGAGAAAUACCUAAGCAGCGCUGUAGCCGUCUCUAAAGAGCAUCCUGUCGUCAUCUCCAAAUUCAUACAGGAGGCCAAGGUUGGAAACCGAGACUGAGACUCACAAAACAACUCAUGGAGUUAUCUCCUGAUCUUCAUCGCAGUCGUCUCUGUGUCUCUUCUUAGGAGAUCGAUGUGGACGCUGUGGCCUGUGACGGAGUGGUCCUCGCCAUCGCGGUAUCUGAACACGUGGAGAACGCUGGAGUUCACUCUGGUGAUGCCACGCUGGUGACGCCGCCGCAGGAUCUCAACCAGAAGACGAUCGAGAGGAUUAAGAUGAUCGUGCAUGCCAUCGGACAGGAGCUGCAAGUCACCGGACCUUUUAACCUUCAGCUGAUAGCCAAGGUGAGAAUAGAGACUGGAAAUUUGAUCAGACAGAGAUGUGUUCGUGUAUAAACAUGCAUCCAAACAUGACUUGACAAAGCAGAAGCUGGUAUGUCUCACUGUGGAUGAACUUCUUCUCUUAAGGACGACCAACUGAAGGUGAUCGAGUGCAACGUCCGAGUCUCCCGCUCCUUCCCCUUCGUGUCUAAGACCCUGGGUGUGGAUCUUGUCGCUCUGGCUACCCAGGCUAUUGUCGGGGAGGAGGUGGAGCCUGUGGGCCUCAUGAGGGGGAAAGGGGUCGUAGGAGUCAAGGUAAAAACAAUCCUCUAUUUGGAUGUUUCUAACUUUGCUUCGAGUGUCUCACCCUCUAAAUAUUUGUCCCACGUCCUCCAGGUUCCUCAGUUCUCCUUCUCUCGUCUGGCCGGAGCUGAUGUGGUUCUCGGGGUGGAGAUGACCAGCACGGGGGAGGUGGCGUGUUUUGGGGAGAACAGAUAUGAGGCGUACCUGAAAGCGAUGCUCUCGACAGGCUUCAAGAUCCCCAAAAAGAACAUCCUGCUCUCCAUCGGCAGCUACAAGGUACUGGAGGAGGACUUUUUGAUUCAACAUUUAACUGAAAAACGAAGGCUGAGGGUUAAAAAAACAAACAUCUGUGUUGCUUUCUGCAUAUUUAAGUUGCAUUUGUCACUGGAAAAAAAGAUGAUUUAUCCCAUUAUUUACCUGUUUAAUACAAAAAGAAAGAUUGCAUCCUUGUAGACCUGAAAAAGUGAGAAUUGAGGUAAAAUAAUUGUGUGUUUUUUCAGAAUAAGAGUGAGCUGCUGCCCACCGUGCAGGCUCUGGAGUCUCUGGGUUACGAUCUCUACGCCAGUCUGGGUACUGCCGACUUCUACACUGAACAUGGAGUCAAGGUAACAGCGAAGAUGAUGCUCACAUGCAGAUUUAUUUGAAACAACCCCGAUCAAAGUCAGUUUUAAAUGUUGAGACUGAAAGUGUGAUUGUUUUAUGAAAAAUAUGAGCUCUUUGAAUUUGUGUCGUGAUGCUCCAAAUCUUUUAAAUGGAUGACAAAGAGGACCAUAGGCAGGACUCACCGAGACAAAACCUCUUUUGUCCAAAUCUGUCCUCUGUCAGGUGACGGCGGUGGAUUGGCCGUUCGAGGAGGAGGAGGACAGCGAGUGUCCCACGAAAGAGAAGCAGCGCAGCAUCAUGAACUAUCUGGAGGAGAACCACUUCGAUCUGGUCAUAAACCUCUCAAUGAGGAACAGCGGCGGCCGCAGACUCUCCUCCUUCGUCACGAAAGGUUACCGCACCAGACGAAUGGCGGUCGACUACUCGGUGCCGCUCAUCAUCGACAUCAAGUGCACCAAGCUCUUUGUGCAGGUCGGAUAUAGAGUUUGAUUUAAUCCACUCCUAUUUUUAGUUUUAUAUUCUCUCAAAGUCGGACUUGAACUGAUAUGAGUGAACGUGUUUUCAGGCUCUACGUCAGAUCGGCAGGAAACCACCGGUGAAAACUCACAUCGACAGCAUGGCCUCUCAGACACUCGUGCGUCUGCCUGGUGAGUCACUGACUGAUCCGAGGGUUUACUCUGACUUCUUGUGACUCGAUCGAAUAAAGAAUUAGCAUUAAAAAUAAGCAAUGGAGCAAGAUAGAUGAUAAAAAAUGAGGAUAAUCUGCAGUUAAAGAUAAAUUAAAGGCAAGAAGAGUGUGGGAUUUUUGACACUGAUGAUGCAGGUUUCAAACUAGCAGAUUCAUCGAUAGAGUUUCAUCCUAAAUCUUGUAAAUCUUUCUUUUGUUGUUGAUGUUCAGGUCUGAUUGAUGUGCACGUUCACCUGCGGGAGCCAGGAGCCACCCAUAAGGAGGAUUUCUCCUCGGGUACCGCAGCAGCUCUGGCAGGAGGAGUCACCAUGGUGUGCGCGAUGCCAAACACUUCCCCCGCCAUCACUGACUCCAACACGCUGGCGAUGGUUCAGAAGGUACGUCUGUUUGUUUUUUGUCAUGUUUCCUUUAAAUCGAGGUUAAUGAAAUGCUGGUCAAAUGUGUUUCUUAGUCUGACUGAUUAAAAAGAAAUAAAUCCAGUUUUCUGUCGAAUCCUCAGCUGGCUAAAGCAGGCUGCAGGUGCGACUAUGCCCUGUAUCUGGGGGCAGCCUCAGACAACGCCGCCAUCCUGCCGACCAUCGCUAACCAGGCCGCCGGGCUGAAGAUGUACCUGAAUGAUACGUACUCCACCCUGAAGAUGGACAACGUUUCUCUCUGGAUGGAGGUAACUCUGAGCCACGCCAUCAAACCACUCUUAAACAUGUUUAAAAAAAAAGUUUAUUGUUGGUGAGGAAACUCUGGCGAGGCCUAAAAUAGGGAAGAAAUGUGACUAAACUCUGAGCUAAAUUUGUCUAAAGGCAUAAAGGUUUUCUGUUACAAGAUUAGCAUUCACUUUGAGAACUGAAGUAGAGACCUUUUUUACUCCCUAGAUUGUUUCUGUUAUUUAAAGAUUAAUGUGUUUCCCAAGAUGCACAUGAUACUGACUUGCUCUCUUUCUCUUUGAAGCACUUUGAGAAGUGGCCCAAGCAGAUGCCGAUCGUCGCUCAUGCCGAGAAACAGACAGUUGCUGCGAUUCUGAUGGUGGCUCAGCUCUACCAGCGGCCCGUUCACAUCUGUCAUGUGGCCAAAAAGGAGGAGGUAAGACAUCAUCGUUCCUCGUUUACACGUUUUCACAUCAGGAAUCCUCAAAUUAAGACCAAGGACUUAAGUCGUACUUGGGCUCAUAUGAAGCUGACUCAUAUAAGAGUUUUUUAUAGACUUUUAUAGACGUACGGUUGCCAUCUUGGUGUUUCCUUAACUAAAACUGUCAAACUCUUCCUCUUCUUCAGAUCCUGAUCAUUCGGGCAGCCAAGCAGAAGGGCAUCCAGGUGACCUGUGAGGUGGCGCCUCAUCACCUCUUCCUCUGUGAGGACAACGUGCCGGAUAUCGGAGAUGGACGAGCGCAGGUCCGACCCAUGCUGGGGACGCGGGAGGACAUGGAGUCUCUGUGGGAAAACCUGGACAUCAUCGACUGCUUUGCCACAGAUCAUGGUCAGGAAUUCAGCUUUUUUUUAUCACUCUUUUAGGGGCGGAAAUUUACAUCCUGUCUCUUAACAGAAACUGGUCUGAGAGUCGAUCUGUAGACUAAAUCCUGAAGUUUUUUGAUGUUUGUGUCCUCAGCGCCUCACUCUGUCGAAGAGAAGAACGGGGAGCGUCCUCCGCCAGGUUACCCCGGUCUGGAGACCAUGCUACCGCUGCUGCUGACAGCUGUCAGCGAUGGACGCCUCACUCUGGAGGACAUCAUCAGACGUCUCUAUGACAACCCACGCCGGAUCUUCAACCUGCCAAUCCAAGAGAACACCUACGUGGAGGUACUCACUCGAAGCCAGAGUGAUAGAAACCAGACUUUAUUAGUGAGCUGACUGUUACACUUUCAUCUUUCAGGUGGAUUUGGAGCAGGAGUGGGUGAUCCCUCAGGCCAUGCAGUUCACUAAGUCCAAGUGGACUCCUUUCCAGGGUCUGAGGGUGAAGGGUAAAGUCCGUCGUGUGGUUCUCAGAGGAGAGGUGGCCUAUAUUGAUGGGCAGGUGAGCAAUCGAACAAAGACAUGAAUUAUUUGCUUCAGUCACAGCGAAGUCAAAGGCACCAGAAAACAGUGAGAGGUUUAGGUUUAGCAGAAAACAGUCCUGUUGUAGCUGCUCAUUCUCACCACUUGGAAGAUAACUCCUUAGUAAACAAAGGCCAGGAUCAGCUGUGAUUAGGUCCUUUACUGUUGUGGAAAUCUGGGGCUUUUCUCGUAAAGUCCCAGAUUUCCGCAGACCCCUCUCAAAACUUCAAAUAACGUAACAGCCACUAAUCUAACAAUGGCAAAUGUAUGCUAAUAUAGAAAGCUAAGGGGGUGCAGUCAGCUAUCCUUAGAGGUUUUCUGUAAAGGAAGAACUUUUAGGUUGUUCCAAGACUACAAAGCUGUGUAAAAAAGUACCUCUUACAAGCUCUGUCUAUUUCUUUCUUUAUUUUUCAAAGAUGUGCGUGCAACACAAGAAAGUAAACUGAAAACAAACAAAACCAAUGAGAGUAUUCAAAACAACAAUUACAAUAAUCAAAGCAAAAAAAAUUAAAAUAUAAAAUAAUAAUAAUAAUGAUAAUAAUAUGAACCCAACAUGUCUGAAAAGGAGUAGGAUGAAGCAUUUUCUGCUACUUAAUAAACAGUCCGUCUCCAACAUAUUUACAUUAUAUUAACAAAAAAUAGAACAUAAAUAAAGUACAUAAAUCAUUUAUGAAAACGCCAGAUGGUUAAAGCCCUUCUUCCUCCCUGUACCUGGUGAGAACCAUGUUUUUGUACUGCUUUUUAAACUACUAACAAUGAAGUGUUUCUGGUAGUAGACAUAUAGAGCUGAAAUAAGAGUUUUCGGUAUGAGAGCAAUAAAGAAGACACCGCACAAGUGAACACAAACACAGUACAUUAGUGUGUGUGUGUUUUUUUUUUUGUUUUUUUUUAAAUUUAUUUUAUAUGUGAUAAGAUGUUUUAGUUGAAAUAAUCUGUUCUUUCUGUUUCUCUCUCAGGUUUUGGUUCCUCCGGGUUACGGUGAAGAUGUGAAGAGCUGGCCCUCUGCUUCCAUCCAUCCUACUGAAGCGGUGAAAGAAAGUCCAAUGGUAUUCAAAAUAGAUCACUAAUUUUAAAAAGAAGAUAACUGUAACACAAUACAUCACAUUUGAAUGUUAAAAUAGAUCUAUAACUGUCUAAAUCACAUAUAAUGACGUAAUUAUCACUUGUAUAACAUGUAUACAAUAGAAGAUGAUGACGAAAAACGCCUCUUUGCCGUGGUCUGGUGUUAAUAUUACUCUUACGUUAACUUUGUACUUUGUUUUUAUCUUCAGACUCCAGAACACCCACGUCCCACUCCUCCUAGAGAGGGCCUCGUCCGAACACGAGCACCCAGCCCUCGCCGAUCAGCGGAGAGCAGAUACCUGCUGCCACCCCGCAUCCACCGCUCCUCUGAUCCAGGUCUGCCACCAGGUACUACAACUCCCAUGAUGCUUCCUCACUUUAGUACAGAAAUGUCUUAAAAGUUGUCCUAAUUUAAGAGUGUGGAAGGAACUUUUUGAGGCCUUUAGCACAGUGUAGUUUAUUUAUUAUCGCCGCUUUAACACAAACGUAAUAAAGAAAAUAUAAAAACGUGUUCUGCCUUUGCUUAAACUAAAACUUUUCCUGUUUUUUUGUGUUGCUUCUCCAGAGAUGGUGAUGCUCCCACCAACAGCUGCCGGUGAAGGUUACAGCCACCCCCCUCCUCUGUCCAGGCUGCUGUCCCCUCAGUCAGGACCGGGACAGAUACCUGUUGGACAGGUGUCCCACUUCCAGACCUCUCCCCUGCUGCACCCUCUCGUGGGCCAACACAUCCUGUCUGUCAGACAGUUCAGCAAAGAGCAGGUAUUAAAAGUGGAUAUCCAAGAGCUGGCAGCAGUAGAAAAUAUGCAGUAUGAACAAGAGAAAGUAGAGAUCGAUCAGUGACGUCGUUCGGUUUUCUUUUUCAGAUGUCUCACCUCUUUAACGUCGCCCACACUCUGCGUCUGUUGGUUCAGAAGGAGCGGAGCCUGGACAUCCUGAAGGUAGGCCUCAUUUUCUGCAGCAAAACAAAAGUUAAACAAUAACAACCAAACAAACAAAGAAAUAAAACAGAGGAUGUAAAACAGUAAAUGAAGGGCUGAGGAAACAAGUAGCUUGAUGAUAAAGAAACACUAGAAGUAGGUGAAAAGUCAAGAUGAGAUAAGUAAAGACGAUUAAAUUGAACAGAGUAAGAUAAUGAAAAAAAUAGAAUAGAUAAAAAACUAACAGUACUGAAUAAUAAGAGCAAAGCCAUGUUUAAAUCUGGUUCCUCGUAUUCUCCAGGGUAAAGUGAUGGCGUCCAUGUUCUACGAGGUCAGCACUCGCACCAGCAGCUCUUUUGCGGCGGCCAUGCAGCGCCUCGGCGGCUCAGUCGUCCACUUCUGCGAGUCCACCUCGUCCGCACAGAAAGGAGAAUCUCUGUCUGACUCCGUCCAGACCAUGAGCUGCUACGCCGACGUCCUGGUGCUGAGACAUCCCACGCCUGGAGCUGUGGAGGUGGGUUUGAGCCGGUAUCAGCUCGUUUGAGAGGAUGAAACAGUUACUAGUGAAACUUUUCUACUUCUAGCUUUUUUUCAGACAAAUGUGACGUUUAGCAAGUCUAGAUUAUAACAAAAAAUGGGAUGUUUUUAAUGUGCCUGAAACGUCUAAGGGCAAGUUGUAAGCUUCGUGGGCUGUCUGGAGGAUUGUAAUGAAAACGUGUUCUCAAAUUUUACUCCAGAAAUGAAGGAUCUUUUGGAUCUGAGGAUGAAAACAAUUAUGAAAAGAUUCCAUUUUGACAUAAUCUGACAUUUAGUUUGACCUAAAACCCACUUUGUCACAUAUGUACAAGCGCUUUAGUGCUCUCUAGUGGUGGCAACACAAGCUUGACUCACUAUUAAUUCCAACAAAUUACAUUUUUAUCCUAGUAUCUGGUGUCUGUAAUUUUUCUAUUUGUCUGUUAAUCUUUACUGAAAGUUUUUUUUCUCUCUGUUUCAUUUAGAGCGCGUCUCGUCAUUGCCGUAAACCGGUGAUCAACGCUGGAGACGGAGUGGGAGAGCAUCCCACCCAGGCUCUGCUCGACGUCUUCACCAUCAGGGAGGAGCUGGGGACAGUCAACGGCAUGACGGUGAGGAAUAACACAGAAAUAAUCUGUAACGACCAUAAAAACCAAAGUUUUUCUGAUCUGUGAGCUUUUCUAAUGAACCAACUUAAAAUCUGUUCCACCACCUUCAGAUAACUAUGGUUGGAGAUCUGAAACACGGCCGCACCGUUCAUUCGCUCGCCAAACUGCUGACUCAGUACCGCAUCACACUGCGCUACGUGGCUCCCAAGAACCUCCACAUGCCGGCAGAGAUCAUCGACUACGUGGCCUCAAAGGGCAUCAAACAGGUGAGGAACAAACUGUCACAAAGUUUAAGACAACAAGGCAGGUUUGGUGUGAUGAGCCAAUUGCAAGGAUCUAUUUUGCAAAACUGCGCUUUUCUAUUACUCAGGGUUAAUAGAAAAAUGCGAUUUGAGCUUAAGCAGACUCAGGACUGAAGAAGAUUGUGUUUUUCUGUGUCUUUGCAGGAGGAGUUUGACAGCAUCGAGGAGGCUCUACCUGAGACAGACGUCCUCUACAUGACGAGGAUCCAGAAGGAGAGAUUCGCCUCUGAGGAGGAGUACACAGCUGUACGUAAAACCAUGACUUAUGUCAUUCAUUUCAUUUCUUCAGAUUGAUUAAUAAAAACGGUCACGGUGCCCCUCUGAAAGAGUUUCUAUGAUGUACGGUACUUCAAUUUUUCCAAUUUAUUUAAAUGGAAAAUUACACAUACAGUCUCUCUAUUACUGCUGACACUGGUGUUAUAUUAUAACAAAAAAUUAUUUGGGUGAACUUGCCCUUUAUCGAAGAUUGAUGUCAUCCAUUCAGCUUUGUCCUUUUUUAGACACUGUAAAACAGAUAAGUGUGAAAGUAUAAAGUAAUGUUUUCUUUUAGUAUUUUGGAGCUCCAUAUUCACUCAAACUUCAGGCUUUUGUUCCUCUUUAAUGAAAAACCAAAAUAAGUAUUUAAUCCAGUACGUACUUAAAUGAAAUAUUCAAUCCAAAACCAAAGUUCACACUAUCAUGGUGAGUUUUAGAGACUUGUAUUUGUGAGCAUUUGACUGAAUCAGCUCUGUGUGUCUGUUCACUUUCUCUCUCAGUGUUUCGGCCAGUUCAUCCUCACUCCUCACAUCAUGACUGUGGCCAAGAAGAAGAUGGUGGUGAUGCAUCCAUUACCCAGGGUCAAUGAAAUCAGGUAAGGUCCUUUAAAUGCUUUGAGACAGAAGUUGACAUAACUGGUUAGGAAGAGUCACCACAAGGCCCUUUAACCUGUUAUUGAACCACAAAAGUCCUCAUUAUAUCCAGAGAGGGGGGAGUUUCCUGAUGUGUAUUCCUCCCUAAAAUGAGCUGGUGGAGACCCUGCACAUGGCAUGGCGUCUCUACUGUGUGCAACACCUUAGCAAGUUGGUUCACUUGCUUUAAACUUAAACACCACACUGAUAGCUGAGUGUAAGAGAACACACAUUGUUCAUUUGUGCCCGGUGGAAAUCAAACAAGAAGUGUGACCAUAGCUGGUCAAAAGCACAAUCUCCAAAACGAGGUUCAUCUAUGUUUGAAAUUUAAUUGAAUACAAUGAUAUCAAAGCAGUGAAAAUAAAUAAAGGAUAUUUGUUUCCCUUUAUCACUUAUUUCCUUUCUUUGUUUUUUUCUCCUUAGUGUUGAGGUGGACACAGACCCCCGGGCUGCAUAUUUCCGCCAGGCAGAGAACGGCAUGUACAUCCGUAUGGCCCUGCUGGCCACCGUACUGGGCAGAUAAAUCUGUCCUCUAUCUUUGUAGCAGAGAUAUACAAACCUAUAGAGUAAUAAGCAUUAAAACACCAGCAUUUUCCCUUUUCCUGUCCUUUAAAAGGGAUGUUAGAAAAACUGAGUCACUGUUAUGAAAUGAUGCUGCUUUUCCUCAUGUUAACAAACCACUCCCUUUUUAUCCAUAUUUCAUAUCGAUAUAUGUGUGUAAUCCCAACUUUUUCUCUACUUCAUGAAGUAUAAUUGACAUGCUCUUCAUACCAGGAUGAUUUAUUUGAUUUGAUGGUUUACAGACAGUCAGUAUUUGAGCAUUAGUGACCAAACUGACAGUGGGCAUUGCUAUGGUACUAUUACAUGAGAUUUCAAUGACUUUUUGCUGCUGUGAUCAAGCUGCUGUCAGUGUAAAAUUAAAGGGACUAUCUCUGACAUUAAAAAGGGAGAAAACAGCGCCAGUAGCUUUGUGUUUGAAUAAUGAUAGUCUCAUCUAUUGUUAAACAUGCUGUUGUCUCCUGUAACAUUCCUUUUCUUAAGUGUGUAGCCUUAAAUGACAUCGUAUACUCAUGUCUCAUAAUAUUCUGAUUGUUUUGGGGGUUUUUGGUGAUUGCUGUUACUGUCAUUGUUUUCUCAGAGGUUUCUGUAUUUUCAGUGUCAUUAAAGUGUUGAUAAUGACUUUGUAUUACAUGGGGAAAUAAAUAAGAAGUAAACACUUUACCUUGGAGUUCA